This is a messenger RNA of Colletotrichum graminicola M1.001, 759 nucleotides long. Its product is annotated as ribosomal protein L16p/L10e. Gene Ontology annotation, cellular component: ribosome; mitochondrial large ribosomal subunit. Gene Ontology annotation, molecular function: rRNA binding; structural constituent of ribosome. Gene Ontology annotation, biological process: mitochondrial translation. Bases 1 to 759 code for a protein of 252 amino acids. Lineage: Eukaryota; Fungi; Ascomycota; Sordariomycetes; Glomerellales; Glomerellaceae. The transcript is spliced from 3 exons. The record is from RefSeq and is a predicted model, not a curated record.
AUGAGGCCUCACGCUCCAACGGCGCUUCUCAGCGCCUUCCAAGGCCUCAGAGUAUCUGCGAUUUCAUCGAUCAGCCCCGUAGGUGCUGCGAUCCGGCCACAAAUUACCAAGUCGCUGGUCGCAUCCCAGAUCCUCCGUGAUGCUCGCCCAUUCUCCUCGACGUCCACGAGACAAGGCACCUGGCUCGAACCCUCGAUCGACCGGACAAAGAAGAUGAUGAAAGGACGGCCCCGUGUGGCUACUGGAGGUUCAACCAAGGGUACAACUGUGAUCUGGGGUGACUAUGGUCUUCGGAUGAAGGACCACCACCGCAGAAUCAGCGCCAAGCAACUCAAGAUCGCGGAAGACACGAUCAAGAUGAGAUUGCGUGGUCAAAAAUACCGUCUGUACAAGAGAGUGUGCUGCAACGUCGGUGUCUAUGUGUCGGGCAAUGAGAUGCGUAUGGGUAAGGGAAAAGGUUCUUUCGACCAUUGGGCGGCACGUGUGGCUGUCAACCAGAUCGUUUUCGAGGUCAAAGGAAUGCUUCACGAGGCAGUUGCUAAGGACGCCUUUCGUUUGGCAGGCAACAAGUUGCCCGGCCAGUGGGAAUUUGUGCACAAGGGAGAGGCACCUGUCGUCGGUAUUACCAAGCUUGACGGCGUUACGCUGGAGGACCUGAAGAAACCAAGGAAGCCGAUUGCGCCCAAGGAUUUACUGGCCGAGGCCACAAGCAACCCUACCAGCGCAUCAUCUACCACUUCGCCGUCUACUAAGCCUUGA